Messenger RNA from Corythoichthys intestinalis (scribbled pipefish), 1422 nucleotides. RefSeq names its product integral membrane protein 2B. Gene Ontology annotation, biological process: negative regulation of amyloid precursor protein biosynthetic process. The coding region runs from base 144 to 929 and encodes 261 amino acids. The record is from RefSeq and is a predicted model, not a curated record. Gene Ontology annotation, cellular component: plasma membrane; extracellular exosome; Golgi apparatus. Gene Ontology annotation, molecular function: amyloid-beta binding. The transcript is spliced from 7 exons. NCBI's taxonomy places the organism in Eukaryota, Metazoa, Chordata, Actinopteri, Syngnathiformes, Syngnathidae.
CAUUUCCGCCGCCUUUAUUUUUUUCUUGCAUAACAACAAACAGCUCAGAGCUAAAGUGCGUCGACAUCAAAACCUACAAGACUUUCCUAACUUAUCUACGUUAUUUUUUUCCUUUGUGACUUGGAGUUUGAAGCGAUUCCACGAUGGUCAAGGUGUCUUUCAACUCUGCAUUCUCGCAGAAAGAUGUGAAGAAGGACACGGAAACACUCAUUCCCGACCAGUACAAAGAUGCCGAAGCAGCGGCGGGUCCAGUUAGUCAUCACUCCCGACCAUGGCGUUGGUGCAUGUGUCUGGGUCUGGCCCUUGUGCUGUCAGCAAUGGUUGUCGGCGGAGCCUACCUGUACCGCUACUACGUCUUGGAGGAGGGAGAAGUGUUUGUGUGUGGCGUCAAUUACCGCGAGGAAGACCUCAGCUUGGAGGAAUUGGAGCAGCAGGUGGAGGCAGAGCUGGCAAGUCCUCUACGACAGAUGGAGGAGAGAAUCAGAGUGCUUGAGCGAGAGCAGGUGGCGCUCAUCAACGUGCCCGUGCCCGAAUUCGAAGACAGCGACCCGGCCGACAUUGUGCACGACUUUUACAGGGGACUGACGGCCUACCUGGACCUGAGCCUUAACAAGUGCUACGUCAUUACGCUCAACACGUCUAUUGUCAUGCCUCCUCGGGACUUCCUGGAGCUGCUGGUCAACGUCGAGGCCGGCACAUACCUACCACAGUCGUACCUUGUGCAUGAGGAAAUGAUGGUGACCGAGCGCUUGGAGCACGUGGACCAACUGGGAUACUUUAUCCACAAGUUGUGCCGUGGCAAGGAUACCUUCAAGCUGCAGAGACGUGACAGGAUCCUCGGCAUGCAGAAGCGCGAAGUCCUGGACUGCCGCAAGAUUCGCCACUUUGAGAGCAAGGUUGUGGUGGAGACCACCAUCUGCCAGCUUUAAGUCGGCGGUAGAUGUGCACCUUUGCUGGUUUUUGGUGUUUGUACUUCAUCUUAAGCUGUUGUUUGUCAAGUGGCCAGCAAAAGUGAAAUGUGAUGUGCGGACACCACUUGCCGCGCGCUUUUUCGUUUUUAUUUUUUGGGGAAAAUAUGCACAUAAAGGGAUCAAAUCUGCUGAAUUGUAAUUUCAGUGAUUGUCGUAUUGUUGAUUGGUUGACAUUUAUGAGCACAAGAGGAAUGCAGGGUGAACUUGUUUUUAUUUUUUUAAUCUUCUUGUGCUGUAGCGUUAACAUUUCCUUAAUCAUGAACUGGACACAUUUCUUAUUCUUUUUCCUUCAAACCAUCAAUUUGGGCGGUCAGAAAGGAAAAAGCAGAAUUGUAUUUUUUUUCUGUAUUUCUUUUGUGUGUGUGAAUAACUCUUUUACUAAAAUGUAUUGUGUGUGUAUGUGUUUGUUUAUAUAAUCUUUUGAUUGGUCCAACACAUAAAAUACCACAAA